AUGACCAACGACACGGCUCACGGCACCACGGAGGCGCGGGAGUCCAGAGGCACCUGGCUGCGGAGGUCCGAUGACGUCAAGAUCGAGUUCGGCUUCGGUAUGCCCUUGGGGUCGAUGUCGGCGCACCCAGCCUUCCACUCCGCUUGGGACCUCGGCUGCCCCUCGUCGGGCUUCCACCAGAUGGCGCGGAUGAUGGACCGCAUGAUGACGGAGAGCCUGCAGCCGUUCGGCUUCGCGCGGGUCUCGGCGCGGCGGCGCGGCGACGAGAAGGCGCCCGAGGGGCCACAGGGGCCGGAGGGGCCCCGCGACGGCCUCCGAACGGAGAACGGCAGGCGCGAGAGGGGAAGAGCCGAGACGCACGCGAGCAACGGCACCAGACACCCUCCGACACAAGUUGUCAGACCUACGCAGGCGACAACGUUCCACGAGUCGCCAUUGGACCAGGCUAAGCAGACGGACCCGACGACGGAGAAAUGGGCGGGGACCCUACGCAAACGGAACACCGACAUACAGCCUACGCUGCCGUCCAUUGUGUCCAGGAAGACGUCCACGUCCUCGUCGGUGGGGAGCGGGAGGAAGGGCCGCUCCCUGGAGAGGGUGCCGAGACCCAAGCGACAGCUGAUCCCGAUCAAGCCCAUGCGGAAGGCGGACGGCGUCGCGGACGGCGACGUGACCAUUCUGGAGAAGGACGAGAAAGUGUUCGACACAACCGGCUACGAGUUGCACCUUGUGGAGACCCUGGAGAGGGACAUUCUGCAGAAGAAUCCCGACGUGCGCUGGAAGGACGUGAUCGGGUUGGACGACGCCAAAGCGGUCCUCCAGGAGGCGAUGGUGUUGCCCCUCGUCAUGCCCGAUUACUUCAAGGGCAUCCGCCGCCCCUGGAAGGGAGUGCUACUGACCGGUCCACCGGGCACUGGCAAGACGCUGCUAGCCCGCGCCGUUGCCACCGAGUGCCGGACCACCUUCUUCAACGUGUCCUCAUCAACCCUCACGUCCAAGUAUCGGGGCGAUUCGGAAAAGCUCGUGCGUCUGCUUUUCGACAUGGCAUCGUUCUACGCCCCGAGCACGAUAUUCAUCGAUGAGGUGGACUCUCUAUGUGCGGUGCGCGGCGCUGACUCUGAGCAUGAGGCGUCGCGACGCUUCAAAGCGGAGCUGCUCAUACAGAUGGACGGGCUCGCUGCCGUUUUCAAUCAAGACAAGGUGAUAAUGGUGCUGGCAGCAACUAACCACCCAUGGGAUAUCGAUGAAGCAUUUAGAAGACGUUUCGAGAAGAGAAUAUAUGUCGGGCUUCCUGAUGAGAUUACAAGAAUGAAACUGUUGAAGCUCUGCCUGCGUGAGGUUUCCUUGACAGAUGAUGUAGAUUUCGACGAAUUGGCCGAAAAACUGGACGGUUACAGCGGAAGCGAUAUAUGUAAUAUAUGCAGGGACGCGGCGAUGAUGACGAUGCGCCGGAAGAUAGCGGGCAAGAGUCCCGACCAGAUACGCAGGCUGAAGCAGUCUGAGCUCGAGGCGCCGGUCUCCAAGGAGGAUCUGAGCGCGGCGGUCGAGAAGACGCGCCGCACCGUCAGCACCAGCGACGUCGCCCGCUACACCAGCUGGAUCCAGCGCCACGGCUGCUCC
Iphiclides podalirius (scarce swallowtail) is the source of this 1620-nucleotide messenger RNA. The record is from the annotation of a GenBank genome assembly. NCBI's taxonomy places the organism in Eukaryota, Metazoa, Arthropoda, Insecta, Lepidoptera, Papilionidae.